Messenger RNA from Lotus japonicus, 894 nucleotides. RefSeq names its product coatomer subunit zeta-1-like. Gene Ontology annotation, cellular component: COPI vesicle coat. The transcript is spliced from 6 exons. Bases 107 to 655 code for a protein of 182 amino acids. NCBI's taxonomy places the organism in Eukaryota, Viridiplantae, Streptophyta, Magnoliopsida, Fabales, Fabaceae. The record is from RefSeq and is a predicted model, not a curated record. Gene Ontology annotation, biological process: intra-Golgi vesicle-mediated transport; intracellular protein transport; retrograde vesicle-mediated transport, Golgi to endoplasmic reticulum.
GAAAAAUCAAAACUAUAAAGAAGACUCAUUUGACACUGGUUGAAGAAAAACAUUCACUGAGUCUCAGAAGCUUCUCCUUCUUUCCUCCGUCGACGGUUUCUCCACCAUGUCUCCUCCUCCCAAUGAGUUAUGCCCUUCUGUGAAGAAUAUCCUUUUGCUUGAUUCUGAUGGGAAACGUGUGGCGGUCAAGUAUUUCUCUGAUGACUGGCCAACCAAUAGUGCACAGGAGGCUUUUGAGAAGCUUGUGUUCACCAAGACUCAGAAGACCAAUGCCCGCACGGAAGCGGAGAUAACAAUGCUUGAGAAUUACAUUGUUGUUUACAAGUUUGUCCAAGAUCUUCACUUCUUUGUUACCGGGGGUGACGAAGAAAAUGAGCUUAUCUUAGCCACAGUUCUGCAGGCAUUUUUCGAUUCUGUUGGCCUCCUGCUCAGAGGCAAUGUGGACAAGAAGGAAGCACUUGAGAACUUGGAUCUGAUUCUUCUUUGCAUUGAUGAAAUUAUUGAUGGCGGUAUCAUUCUUGAAACUGAUCCAAAUGUGAUAGCUGGGAAAGUGGCAAGUAAUAGUAUAGAUUCUGGAGCUCCUUUAUCUGAACAGACACUAACUCAAGCAUUGGCCACAGCCAGGGAACAUUUUGCAAGAUCCCUUCUUAAAUGAACCACAUAUGAGAUUUGGCAAUGGAUGAAACUUAUCUUCUGGCUUUCCUAGAAAACGCUUAUAAAGAUAUCAAUUUACAUUGCAUUCUUGGAUGAUGAUAUUUACUUGGGUUGUGGAAAUUAAUUUUGACAUGCGAAUAUAGGCUUUUUGGCACUCUUUUUCUUGCAACAUUUUGUUGAUGUAAUUACCCAUGAGAUUUCAGGAUAAUGGCAUAUGGCAUAUACUAUAUUUUUCUGAAA